Molecule: messenger RNA, 2085 nt
Organism: Phytophthora nicotianae INRA-310
Lineage: Eukaryota; Oomycota; Peronosporomycetes; Peronosporales; Peronosporaceae
Exons: 6
Coding region: 88-1398 (436 amino acids)
Source: RefSeq, a predicted model, not a curated record
AAUAAAAGUACAGUAACGUAUUUAUAGAGUUUGUAGAUUUCGACUUGACGUGCAGUUAUUAUACAGUCCGCUUACGGACAAGCCAGCAUGAGCGUGGCGGCGGCGCCACAUGAGCUGGUGCUGCAGGGCUAUCUGCACAAACAGAGCAAACACUUGAAAAUCUGGCGCAUCCGCUACUUUAUGCUCACAAAGAAUGAUAUUACAUACUCGACCAAGUCUGGCCGAAAGCCGCGGCUGCUGCUGACACUAGGAGACGUCCAAGUGAUUGACGAUCAGAACCAAGUGCGACAUCCAGGCAACUUUGUGUUCGUGCUGCAGACCCCGGCCCGGAAACUCUUUUUGAGUGCGACGACAGAGCAGGAGCGUCGCCGCUGGGUCACGGAAUUACGCGUAUUACUACCUGGAAGUUACGAUGAUCUACACCGGUCAACCUUAGAGUCGACCUUAAUUGGACGGAAUCCAUCUAGCGCAGCUAAGACGUCGAAUGCAGGUGCUACUAUACAGCAUAACCUGAAGAGGUCUAACAAACGCGCGUCUAAAGAGCGGCGUCUGGAGCGGAAACGACAACAGCUUCCAAAGUUGAAGCAGACGUAUACUGAGGUGUGGUUGGAUGAAGUAUUUACUCAUCCGAGUGGAAGCACGCGCGAUGAUGUGCCUCUGUUGGAUGCACUGUGCUUUGCGGGUAUUCCAAAGGAGCUUCGUGGUCGAGCUUGGGCUUGGAUACUCGGGAACACGCUUCAAGUGAACGAAGAUUUGUUUAAAAUAUGCAAAGCUCGAGCUCAGGCUGUGUUGAUGGAGAUGUCCUUAAAGCGGGACGUGGACCACUCGGUCGUUGAGACGCCAUCAGUCAGCUCCGAAAGUGCAAGUGCCAUGCUCGAGCCACCAUCAAGAAGUGUUUCUAACGUAAGCAGUGCAUCAUCCGCUUCGGAAUCCAUUGUGGAAGAUAGUGAAGCACCAACACUAACGGAAUACGGAAGAGACUCGUCGACAACAAUGCUAAUACCGGAGAUCAGUGACCGGAAACGAGCAAGGCGGUCGUCUGCAGUUCUGCCUGUGCAAAAUAUGUUACAGGAUGCGGUUGGUAUCGCCGAAAUGCUCGUCGCGCACGGAGAGCGCAGCAUUAAGCUUGUUAACGUCGAUAUGCCACGCACUUUUGGUCAUCACCCAUUGUUUCAGCCUGGUGCGGAGGGAACCGAGCGCACGACUGAGGUAUUGGAAGCGUACAUUUGCUACCGUCCGGAUCUGGGUUACGUGCAAGGAAUGAGCUACUUGGCGGCCACAUUGUGUUUUCACAUGGAUAGCUUCACUGCGUUCAAGGCGCUGGUUGCGCUGAUGAGCUCGAGCCUGCUUUUUGACAUGUUCCGUCUUGAGGCAACGCGGGUACGUGGUUGUCCUUGACUUUGUCCUGUUUCCUGAUUAAUGAGCCCUUAUUAUUUUGUUUUUUGUUUUUUGUGAAGACGUUCCACUACAUCGAUGUGUACAACCAGAUAUUCGAAUACGAAUUACCGGCCUUAUCAGCCCAUUUUCAUGAGAUCGGUAUUGACGCGCAAAUGUAUGCCGUAGACUGGGCUCUCACUCUAUUUACUCGUAGCUUGCCGCUGGAUCUCGCGUUGCGCAUUUGGGAUGUCUACGUCCUGUUGGGAACGCCGUUCUUCUUCCAAGCCAGCAUGGGGCUAUUGUCUCUUUUUCAGGACUCGUUGCUGGCGAUGGAAGCGGAAGAAAUCAUGCGACUGCUGCAUAAUUUCCCCAAGAACACGUCGUCACGACAGCUUUUCAAAGCCAUUUCGUCGGUGAGUCUCUCCUGUGAGGAGAUCACCGAGCUGCUGGCCGGAGGGAAGCUCUGGUCGCCCGACGAGGCUCGCGAGGUACCUGUCAAGUAUCCCGACACCUACGAGUGAGCGAAUAGCCCACUUUAACUUGCAGAUCGUAAGUACCAGCCAAGUAAAUGAUCAUCAAUUUUGUCUUCUCAUCCGUGAGUCACAAAAAGCGAGAUGGCUACAUCUUGAGUCAAAACUCUCGCUUAAGUAUCGAAACAAACUUAAUCGAGUCUAAGGACUCGAACCACCAACACUUUUCAUAUUGCUC